This is a messenger RNA of Gastrolobium bilobum, 3486 nucleotides long. RefSeq names its product DNA-directed RNA polymerases IV and V subunit 2-like. The record is from RefSeq and is a predicted model, not a curated record. The coding region runs from base 1 to 3486 and encodes 1161 amino acids. Gene Ontology annotation, biological process: DNA-templated transcription. Lineage: Eukaryota; Viridiplantae; Streptophyta; Magnoliopsida; Fabales; Fabaceae. Gene Ontology annotation, cellular component: RNA polymerase II, core complex. Gene Ontology annotation, molecular function: DNA-directed RNA polymerase activity; ribonucleoside binding; DNA binding. The transcript is spliced from 7 exons.
AUGGAUCACAUUGAAGAGUUGGGAGAAGAUAAGCUAACACAUUUCUGCAAGAAGGCAUCGAUGUUGUUCUUUGAUCAAUAUGGUCUCAUCAGUCAUCAAAUAAACUCAUACAAUCAGUUCAUCAGCAGUGGCCUUCAGAGCACCUUUGAUUCCUUUGGUGACCUCAUUGUUACGCCGGGCUUUGAUCCUUCCAAAAAGGGUGAUCACGAACACUACCCUUAUGCUUCCAUCAGGUUCGGGAAGGUUACUCUUGAUCAACCCAAGUUCUUUGACAACAAAGGGAAUACUAAGGAGUUUAAGAUGCUUCCUAGGCAUGCCCGACUUCAGAGGAUGACUUAUUCUUCCCAAAUGAAAGUUAAUCUUCAAGUUCAGUUUUAUGUUCCAAAGAAGGUUAGAAGUGACAAAUUUAAAACUGGAAAAGAAGAACACCUUGAUAAAGAGGUUCUCAAGGAAGAUAACAGAGAAAUAAUCAUUGGGAAACUCCCUGUCAUGGUUAAGUCUGAUCUAUGUUAUAUGAAAGGAGAUAAAAAGGGUGAUUGUGAAUUUGAUCAUGGAGGUUACUUUCUGAUCAAGGGUGCAGAAAAGGUCUUUAUUGCACAGGAGCAAAUCAAUACAAAGAGGCUCUGGGUUUCAAAUUAUCCAUGUUGGAAAAUUGAGUACAGGUCACAGGUGAAGAGAAAUAGGUUAGGUGUUAAACUGGUUGAGAAGUGCAGAUUUAAAGAAAUUAAAGUUGGAGAGAAGGUCCUUACUGUAUAUUUUUUGAGUGUGGAGAUUCCUGUAUGGAUACUAUUUUUUGGUCUUGGUGUCUCAUCAGACAAAGAGAUUAUAAUAGAUCUCAUUGAUUAUGGCAAUGAUGAUGACAUAAUUCACAAUAUUCUCUUUGCAUCCGUUCGUGAUGCGGAUGAGAAAUGUGAAUACUUUCGUAAAGGGAAGAAUGCACUUCAUUUCAUAGAGGGUUAUGUAAAAGGUGUCCAAUUUCCACCUUCAGAGUCUAUUGAAGAGUGCCUUAACAUGUAUCUCUUUCCCAACAUUAAAGGCCUUAAAAGGAAGGCACGCUUACUUGCAUAUAUGGUGAAGGGUCUCUUACUGGCUUAUACUGGCCGCAGAAAAUGUGAUAACAAGAAUGAUUUUCGAAACAAGAGGCUUGACUUGGCUGGUGAGCUUCUUGAACGUGAGCUGAAAAGACACAUUGAACAUGCGCGGAAGCAAAUGGCAAAGGCAUUGCAAAGAGACCUUUAUGGAGAUCGUGAAGUAUGCCCAAUUGAGCACUAUCUUGAUGCUUCCAUAAUUACAAAUGGUCUCCAAAGAGCAUUUUCUACUGGACAAUGGUCCCAUCCAUAUAAAAGGUUAGAAAGGAUUUCUGGUGUGGUUGAAAAUCUUGGGCGAACAAAUCCAUUACAGACCGUGGCUGAGUUAAGAAGAACUAGGCAACAAGUUCAGUAUGCAGGAAAGGCUGGGGAUGCUACUUACCCGCAUCCUUCUCACUGGGGCAAGGUUUGUUUCCUCACUACAUCAGACGGUAAAAAUUGUGAACUAGUAAAAAAUUUGGCUGUCACAGGACUAGUAAGCACCAACAUAACUGGGUCUGUAUUGCCUCAGUUGUUUGAUUGUGGAAUGGAAGAACUGGUCGAAGAUACUUCCACGUGUCUGGGCAACAAGGACAAAGUCUUCCUAAAUGGGGAUUGGGUUGGAGUGUGUUCAGAUUCCAUUUCAUUUGUGGCAGAACUAAGAAGUAAAAGGCGUAGAAAUGAAUUGCCUCAUCAGGUGGAAAUUAAAAGAGACCAAUGUCAACAAGAAGUACGCAUAUACUCUGAUGCAGGAAGGAUUCUACGUCCGCUUUUGGUAGUUGGUAAUCUACACAAGAUUAAAGGAUAUGAAUCAGAACAUUACUCUUUCCAGUCCCUAUUGGAUGAUGGUGUGGUUGAGCUUGUUGGACCUGAAGAAGAGGAAGAUUGUCUUACUGCUUGGGGUGUUCUGUAUUUAUUUUCAAAAGAGGACAAUUCUUCUGUAAAGUUCACACAUUGUGAACUUGAUAUGUCAUUCUUAUUGAGUUUAAGCUGUUCACUUGUACCAUUUGCCAAUCAUGAUCAAGCAAGAAGGGUGCUUCUCCAAUCUCAGAAGCACUCCUCCCAGGCUAUUGGAUUUUCAACAACGAACCCAGACAUUAGAGUUGAUAUUUUGUCUCAGCAGUUAUAUUAUCCCCAGAAGCCUCUUUUUCUUACAAUGACUUCUGAUUGUCUUGGAAAACCAGGGUAUCCACUGGGCCAAAAUAGAGUACUUCCAAUCGCAGAAUUCUAUAAGGGGCAGAAUGCAAUUGUGGCUGUCAAUGUGCAUCUGGGAUAUAAUCAAGAAGAUUCAAUAGUGAUGAACCGUGCUUCUUUGCAGCGUGGUAUGUUCAGAUCAGAACACAUAAGGAGUUACAAAGCAGAAAUUGAAAAUAAGGAAUCUUUGGUGAAGAUGCGGAAACCUGAAGAUGUUGUAAAAUUUGGAAAGAUAGAAAGUAGAAUUGGUAGAGUUGAUAGCGUUGAUGAUGAUGGCUUUCCAUAUGUUGGUGCAAAUUUGCAAAGUGGGGAUAUUAUUAUUGCGCGGUGUACCGAGUCAGGGGUGGAUCAUAGUAUUAAGUUAAAACACUCCGAAAGGGGUUAUGUUCAAAAGGUUGCGCUGUCUUCAAAUGAAGUGGGGAAGAAUUUUGCUGUGGUUUCGUUAAGACAGGUUCGAAGUCCAGUUGUUGGGGACAAGUUCUCAAGCAUGCAUGGACAAAAGGGUGUUUUAGGAUUUCUGGAGUCUCAAGAAAAUUUUCCUUUCACUACACAAGGUAUUGUUCCUGAUAUUGUCAUUAAUCCACAUGCAUUUCCCUCACGACAAACACCUGGGCAACUCCUGGAGGCUGCUUUAGGAAAAGGGAUUGCACGUGGUGGUUUAUUGAGACACGCUACACCUUACUCCACUCCCUCUGUUGAUGUAAUUACAGAUCAGCUUCACAGAGCUGGGUUUUCCAGAUGGGGGAAAGAGAGAGUAUAUAAUGGAAGGACAGGUGAAAUGGUGGGUGAACUCAUAUUUAUGGGCCCUACAUUCUACCAGCGACUUGGACUCAUGUCUGAGGAUCAAUUAAAAUUCCGGAACACCGGUCCGGUUCACCCGGUCACACGACAACCUGUGAAAGACAAGAAGCGUUUUGGAGGUGUCAACUUUGGUGAAAUGGAGCGUGAUUGUCUGAUCGGUCAUGGUGCAUCAGCCAACCUGUAUGAACGCCUCUUUACACUCAGUGACUCCUCUCAGAUACACGUUUGUAGAAAAUGCAGAAACGUUGCAAAUGUGAUUUUACGACGGAUGUCUGGUGGCCAUAAUAUACGAGGUCCCUAUUGCCGCUUAUGUGAAUCUGUUGACGACAUUGUGGUAGCUAGUGUCCCCUAUGGAGCUAAAUUAUUGUGUCAGGAGCUUUUUAGCAUGGGCAUAAAUCUCAAAUUUGAUAGUGAACUUUGCUAG